Molecule: messenger RNA, 655 nt
Organism: Suillus clintonianus
Lineage: Eukaryota; Fungi; Basidiomycota; Agaricomycetes; Boletales; Suillaceae
Product: translation initiation factor SUI1
Exons: 4
Coding region: 82-423 (113 amino acids)
Biological process (GO): translational initiation
Cellular component (GO): eukaryotic 43S preinitiation complex
Molecular function (GO): RNA binding; ribosomal small subunit binding; translation initiation factor activity
Source: RefSeq, a predicted model, not a curated record
GAGCACAUUCUCUCUCUAACGUCCAUCUUGUCUAAAUACAUCCCCACUCAGUUCACAAGUCUAUAUAUUUCUUCCCAUCGCAUGAACGUGCAGAACCUGAACUCUUUCGAUCCUUUUGCUGACGAGGGCGAUCCUCUCGGAGGCAACCAAGACGUUGGAUCCCAGCAGAAUUACCUUCACAUCCGUAUUCAGCAGAGGAACGGGAGGAAGACUUUGACCACGUUGCAGGGAUUACCCAAGGAGUAUGAUCCCAAAAAACUCUUGAAGGCUUUCAAGAAGGAGUUUGCUUGCAACGGCACCCUCGUUGACGACGAGGAAAUGGGUCAAGUGAUCCAGCUUCAGGGUGAUCAGAGGCUUAAGAUUGUCAAGUUCCUCACGGAGGAGGGCAUUCCGAAGAACACCAUCAAGCUGCACGGGUUCUAGUUCAUGUCCUCAGAGGGAGUAUCCAAACCCUCGAAGUUCAUGUCAAUGUUUCUCUGUCAACAUGUUUCUUCUUUUUCACAUACUUCUGGAUACGUCUUGUUGAGUAUGCCGUUGACGUUUGUACCAUCAUCACCAAUUGUUGACCGAUUAGAUUUUUCUCAUGUACUAAGUUCACAAAAAUCUGGACUUCACAUAUAUUUCCAAAACACCAGGACAGAUGAAGCAAUGUCUA